Molecule: messenger RNA, 2090 nt
Organism: Pristis pectinata (smalltooth sawfish)
Lineage: Eukaryota; Metazoa; Chordata; Chondrichthyes; Rhinopristiformes; Pristidae
Product: protein FAM162B-like
Exons: 5
Coding region: 152-664 (170 amino acids)
Source: RefSeq, a predicted model, not a curated record
GGAAACAUCCUCCCCAUAUUCAUUCAGUGUAACCCUAUCAGAACUUUGUUGCCGGUGUGUGUUUUGCGGCAGUGAGCAGGCCGAGCCGGAGCGGGAGCGGCGGGCAGCGGGCAGGGACCUGGCGGCGGUGUGGCCGGGCCCGGGACCCGGGAUGUGGAGGAGGGCGGCGGCGGCGGCGGCCGUCCUGUCCCGCACACACGGGGCGGCCCCUGUCUGCAGGAGUCUCCCGCAGUUCGCUCCGGAACAGCGGCCGGUGGGUCGGCAGAGCGGGCGAUGCGCUUCCAGUAACCCGAGGGAGAGCGAAAGGCCCGCGCGGGAUGGAGCGGUGACAGUGCGGGAAGGUGAAGGACGCCCAGCUUUCAAAUUACCAGGACACAAACCUUCAAGUUUUGAUAAAAAGUUUUUGAUAUGGACUGGUCGUUUCAGAAGAGAGGAGGAUAUUCCAGCAGAGGUUUCGGUUGAGAUGAUCCAUGCUGCAAGGAACAAGAUAAGAGUGAAAGGCUGUUAUUUAAUGGUGGUCAUGACCAUUAUAGGUUGCAUUGGAACAAUCAUUUCAGGAAAGAAGGCUGCAAAGAGACAAGAAUCGCUGACAGCCAUGAAUAUGGAAAAGAAAGCCAAGUUGAAAGCGAGUCAGCAAGAAGUAAAGGUUACAAAAAGCCAGUAAUGGGAGUAUGGACUGAAACAGAAAUGGGUCCCAGUUAACUCUGCAUUCGUGUAUGGAUACAUUGUAUAUUAGUGGUACAAAGUAUUUUGCUGCAUAAACAUCAGGCUCCCUAGAAAUGUAACCAAUUUAUAAAAUAAUAAUAUUGCCUAAAUGGUAUAUUUAAGAAAUGUUCAUGAAAGCUGACAAGAUAACUUAUGUACACAGAAAUGUUACGUACAGAAUUGUUAUUACCUUUCCUGCAGCUAACCUGUUUGCAUUUCAGCUGUCUUGUUGUCAUUAAAGAUCCAGAACCAUGUAAGAGUAAUAGCUGCUUUGCUGACAAGUUCUGUAUGUGAAACACAUAAAAUGGAUGUCUUGUAGCAUGUGGAUCUUUUGCAUUAGAACUACCAAAUAUCAUCAUACACUGCUUUGCCAAAACGGUUGGUGAUAUAGAUAACAAAUGUACUGCAGGUGUUUUCUGUUUCAAAAAAUUCAAGAAAAACUGUCCUAGCUACACAGUCCCAAAUGUAAAAUGAAUUCUUUAAUAAAACCUUUGCUGAUGUUCUUAACUACUGUGCAAAGAUCCUGCUAUUUGGACUGAACAGGAAAGGCCUCUGCCUGUAUAGGGUUUGAUUGUCCAUGCACCUACUGUAUAAAAUACAAAUGGAAAAUUCAUGAUAAAUUUAAAGAUGAAGUGCAUACCUAUUUCUCCUAGGAUGUUUCAUGUUCAACAUUUUGCUUCAAUCAAUCUAAUUAAACUGUAAUUUAUACUGUAUAAACUGUACAGAAUCCUAAAAAAGUCAAUUUCCUGUAAAGGCAUAUUAAUAGGCAGGGUUACCCCUAUUGAGCAUGUCUACUGUUUAAUUACAUUUAUUUGAUGUCUUUUUAGAUCAGAAAUUAAAACACUAAAUAAAUUCCACCUGAGAUGUAAUUGUAAUAUAAUGGAAUUCUUGUUUUAUUCAAACUAGGAGUCAUUGUUAGGAACUAAAGUUUCUGGUGCCAAAUUUUCACAUGAAUCUUAAAAAGGAAUGGUACACUCAAGCAAUACAUGUUACUAGUGAAAGAUAGAGGAUACCUACCUUACAUUACAGUUGCUGAAUUCUGUGACUACCUUGGUUUUUCACUAACUGACUCUCCAUCUUACAGGUAAAAAGGCCUUUAUAUCAUGCCUCCUCUGUGAUCUUCACUAACUUAACACCAACUUGUAUUAGUUCUGCAUUAUAAUAAGUUGUCUUUGCAGUUAGAGAAAACAUUAUUGCAAAAGUGAUGGAUUCUUUGCAACAGAACUACCAAAUAUCAUACACUGCUUUGCCAAAAUGGUUGGUGAUAUAGAUAACAAUGUACUGCAGGUGUUUUCUGUUUCAAAAGAUUCAAGAAAAACUGUCCUAGCAACACAGUCCCAAAUGUAAAAUGAAUUCUUUAAUAAAACCUUUGCUUAUGUCCUUAA